AAAAAUAUCUCAUCAUCAUCCAAACCACAAGUCCACAACUGCAUUCUUUUUCCAUUUUUGGUAAUGCAUACGAAAUAUCACUAUCCCACGUCACGCAACCCCAAAAAAUAUCUAUGUGUAGUACAUUUCUUCAAGAACAUUCCAGGCUUGAAAUUAUCACGUUCUGUGGUCACCACCACCCUUCUACGUGUCUCUGAUUCUCAAGAUAUUUUUUUUCCUGUCAAGUUAAAUCCUCUAGAGCUUUCACUUCCUAAUUAACCGCCAUAAACUCAUGAUCAUAAUUUAUAAAUAGCACCUUAUGCUAGAGCAUUCCCUUGCUCACCAAACCAAAGUUGGGUGCAAUUAUAUGUCACACUAAUCAAAGGUGAAAAAUAGAGUAUUUCAUUAUUUCAAUGGUUAGAGUUUGAUUUUUUGGAUAAUGGAUGCGUGCAAAGAAGAAGGGUUAUCUUCAUCUUACUACACCAUUCUUGGUGUUAGUUUAGAUUCUUCAGUUGAUGAGAUAAGACGUGCUUAUAGGAAACUUGCAAUGCAAUGGCAUCCUGAUAGGUGGACGAGAACACCUUCUUUGCUUGGUGAAGCCAAGCGCAAAUUCCAGCAAAUUCAAGAAGCCUAUGCAGUGUUAUCUGACCCCAAGAAAAGAACGAUGUAUGAUGCUGGUUUGUAUGAUCCUCAAGAGGAAGAGGAUGAGGGCUUUUCUGAUUUUGUAGAAGAAAUGGCAUCUCUCAUGGCACAAGUGAGGAAUGAGGGGAAGGAUUAUGGUUUGGAGGAAUUGCAGAGCAUGUUGAUGGAAAUGGUUGAAGAAUUUGAGUCUCCUUCAAUGUACUCUUGUGAGGUACCAUCAGUGAUUGAUGAAUCCCAGUGCUCGAAGAGGAUGCGUUUCGAGUUCGACACAACCAUGGAGAACAAGGGAUCACAUUUUCAAGUGCCGGGUCUUAACUUCUAUGAAACAAGAGGAUACUGUAAUUAGCUGUUUCACUUUGCUUUUUCUUUCUAAGCAGAAUGCUAAUUUGUAAAACUUGUUUUUUUUUUUUUUUGUCAUUGAAGUUUAGGGGAUAUGAAUUGGGAAGAUUUUAGACACACAUUGAUUGGUUAGCUGGUAGAAUUUUAUGUUCAUCAAUGAGUUUAUCCUUCUACGGCGUUGUGGAGAUUUUUCUCUCUCUCUCUCUUUAUAAUGAUAUUUGGAGUGCUUCUGUUAGUAACGUUUCUGUUAUCAUUUGGAAAUAGAAGUAGGUAGUUCUUUUAUAUUAUGGCUGUGGAUAUACAUUUGGCUGGAUAAACCUUGGAAUCAGGGGUGUUCACGGAUUGGAUUGGAUCGGUUUUCAGAGGAAAAAUCAUACAAUCCGAUCUCAUCGGUUUUAUGAUUUU
This is a messenger RNA of Lotus japonicus, 1365 nucleotides long. RefSeq lists its product as uncharacterized. The transcript is spliced from 5 exons. Bases 419 to 967 code for a protein of 182 amino acids. Lineage: Eukaryota; Viridiplantae; Streptophyta; Magnoliopsida; Fabales; Fabaceae. The record is from RefSeq and is a predicted model, not a curated record.